Molecule: messenger RNA, 696 nt
Organism: Thlaspi arvense
Lineage: Eukaryota; Viridiplantae; Streptophyta; Magnoliopsida; Brassicales; Brassicaceae
Source: the annotation of a GenBank genome assembly
AUGAACUCAGAAUGGGAAAUGGAUUUGGAUCGAAAGCUAACGUUUUUCAAAUGCAGAAAGUGGCAAUUUGAAGACACACUUGAUCCUAUUAACUGCCCUUUCCACUACUUCUGCGACAGCCUCUACGCCGGCGAUUACCCUCAGAUCACCGACCUUGUUCAACUCUCGGUGCUGAUAUUCGAGAACAACAUCGAAAAAGAAGCAAGCUUUGUCUUCUUCGAAGCCUCUACUAUCUCUGGAAUUCUCCACGCCAGCCUUUACUUAGACGCUGUGAUUCUCCCCUAUUACACAGGAUUCGAUGCUCUGGUCACUUCAACCUUCUCCGGAGUCUGCAAGUCUUGCAUCUGCAGGAAAGAGCCAUUAACGGUGGGAGGCAAGAUUGUUGCUUACAGAGGAUGGUCAAGUACUACGUUUUUGGUGGUUGCUGUUCUGUGUUUGAGGAUUAUAUGCAAGCUAUGCAGAGAAGAAGCGAAGAGGAAAAAGGUUAUGGUGAUUAAAAAUGUAGUGGAAUGCUUGGCAUGGACUAUUCUUAUACGGGAUUGUGUGUACUUGGCGGUUAUGUCUCCUGUUGAAGAGCCGGUCUUGUUUCGGGUUUUUGUGUUUGGCUCUGUUCUCAUGUUGAUCUGUGUUUAUGUAAUCACACAAGUAUGCUGUUUGCUUAGUCGGAGACAGAGUAGGAAGACAACAAACACUUGA